AGUAAGGAAGACUCUUCGCUCCAAAAAACCCUCCACAACUCCUCUGCCACCCACCACAGUUGCGAAUCCACUUCCGUGCCACCAACCACUGUUUCGAAUCCAGAUCCUCUGCCGCUCAAGCCCCAUGUCUUACUUAGAUCAUUCAUGCAAUCCUUGGCUCCACUGAGCACCAAAUCCCCUUUUAUAGAUCAAGCCAAAUCCGAUAUCAUCCUCUAGAACUCCCCCUGUUCCAGAGUCCCGACCCUCAUCUUCAAAUCAUCUUAGCCGCUCCUCCCAGGUUCAGCUAACUGAACCACCGAUCUGCCCCCACCCUGGCCUCCCAUCGUAGAUGCAGGUGUAUGGCGUUGCCUAAAACAUCAAUUGCAGUUGUGGAUAAGUUACUUACCAAGAGAGGAGCAGCU
Molecule: messenger RNA, 401 nt
Organism: Linum tenue
Lineage: Eukaryota; Viridiplantae; Streptophyta; Magnoliopsida; Malpighiales; Linaceae
Source: the annotation of a GenBank genome assembly